Molecule: messenger RNA, 3435 nt
Organism: Arabidopsis lyrata subsp. lyrata
Lineage: Eukaryota; Viridiplantae; Streptophyta; Magnoliopsida; Brassicales; Brassicaceae
Exons: 3
Coding region: 1-3435 (1144 amino acids)
Molecular function (GO): nucleic acid binding; zinc ion binding
Source: RefSeq, a predicted model, not a curated record
AUGCCUCCUCCUAAGCACGAAGGAGAGAAGAUCCCAGACAACAACAUCGAUUGGAAAGAGUUUCAUGAAACUCUUCUCUCAUCUCAAGCCGCUAUGCAAGCAUCACAAGCAGCGCUGCAAACUUCCAUUCAAGAGCUGAGUCAAGUGUUGAUCCGACAUCUUGGGGGAGGUAAUCAAGCGCCGCCACCAGCAGCCAUCAUCAACGCACCAGCAAACCAAAACAACCAGCAGGUCAUCGUUGACGGUGGCCAGCAACACAAUCCGCAACAGCAACAACUUCCCUUAGCACUUGAAUACCCGCAGCAACACGAGCUCGCACGUUUCAGACAACAGGAGCAGCGACAACAUGACACACGUUGGGAGACUAGUUUUAAAGUGGACAUACUAGAAUUCGUCGGAGGGAUCCGUGGCGAUUCACUUCUGGAUUGGUUGGUAGCUGUUGAAGAAGUGUUGGAGUUUAAAGGUGUACCAGAUAAUCGGAGGGUUUCACUCGUUGCAACACGUUUUCGGGGACACGCAGCGUCUUGGUGGCAACAACUCAAGUCAUCACGAGCUCGCACCGGGAAAGAACCAAUCCGUUCAUGGGAUAAGCUCAAGAAAAAGUUACGGGACACCUUCCUUCCACACAAUUACGACCGUACUGUGUAUAAUCGUCUACAGAAUUUGCGUCAAGGAGCACGUUCCGUUGAGGAGUAUGCGGAGGAAUUUUACCUCUUGGCCACCCGCAAUGACAUUUAUGACAGCGAAGUUCAAAUGGUUUCACGAUUUAUUGGUGGAUUGAGAUCUCAAAUUCAGAACGCCCUGGCCCAAUUUGACCCAUCCACAGUCGCAGAAGCUCAUAGAAGUGCCUCAUCUUUCGAGCAACAAUUUCGCACAGCCUCAAACUCUUCCUUCUCUCGAUCCCGCAACACAGACCAGAAACCCACCACCACGAGUGUGACAUCGCGCGAUACAACAGAGCAAGGAAAUACGAGUACAACUCACACCACCAAAGAAGCAGAGCCUGCUUUGCGCCGUUCCACUCGUCCUAAUGCUCUAAGGUGUUAUUCCUGCGGAGAACCAGGUCAUCGACAAACCGCCUGCCCCAACCAAGCCCAACGUGGGCUCCUUAUUGAAGAUGGUAAGGUGAUAGACGAAGAUCCUGACUAUGAUUCACUAGAAGAUGAAGGAACAGAACAACCUAUCACGACACAUGCUACUCCAGGUGAUACAUGUCGUGUGCUAGUGUCAUGUUUCUUGUGUUUGACUCCACAACAACGAGAAGAACACUGGCUACGCACCAAUAUUUUUCGUUCGACUUGUACCGUCAAAUGCCGCGUUUGUACCUUUGUCAUCGAUUCGGGAAGCUGUCGUAAUAUUAUUGCGGAGGAAGUAGCCCGCAAGCUAGGCUUGCCUUUUGAAGCACACCCUACAGCCUACUCAAUCACAUGGCUGCAAGAAGGCGUUUCAUUUCGUGUGUCUCAUCGGACCCUUUUUCCUUUCUCUAUAGGCCCAUUCUACAAAGACAGGUUGUAUUUUGACAUCGCACAAAUGAACGUGAGCCACUUAAUUUUGGGGAGGCCAUGGGAAUAUGAUCGCAAAAUCAUUCACGAUGGAGCCGCCAACACCUAUGAGUUCCUUUGGGAAACUCACAAAAUCCUGCUGCUACCAUCAUCGGACACUCCCUUAGUGCCUCACGCAACACCGCCGCCCAAAAAAUCACCACCACCUCCAAAAACACUGACAGCUACGGGUCAUCACCGUGUCACCAUUCUCUGUUCUUUUUCUACUUUUGAAAAGGAAUUACAACAAGAAGGCUUCGCCUUAGCCGUCCUCACUUCGUCACCAAAACCAGCCACUCCGCAAACCCCUAGUUUGUUUGAUGGUGUCCUCACGGAAUUCGCAGACGUGUUCCCUCAUGAACUACCACAAGAAUUGCCUCCUCUCCGUGACAUUCAACACCACAUUGACCUCGUUCCCGGUGCUACACUACCAAAUCGACCUCACUACCGCAUGAGUCCACAAGAACAUGAUGAGCUCUGCCGACAAGUAGAAGAACUUCUUAGCAAGGGCCAUGUACGUGAGAGCCUCAGCCCGUGCGCCGUGCCCGCUCUUCUCAUUCCAAAAAAAGACGGAACAUGGCGUAUGUGCGUUGAUAGCCGUGCCAUCAACAAAAUCACAGUCCGUUACCGCUUUCCUAUUCCUCGGUUAGACGAUCUAUUAGACCAGAUUGGGAAGGCAUCUAUCUUCACUAAGAUCGACUUGAAGAGUGGCUACCAUCAAAUACGGAUUCGUCCUGGGGAUGAAUGGAAGACCGCUUUCAAGACCCGUGAGGGACUGUUUGAAUGGUUGGUAAUGCCGUUUGGACUCUUCAAUGCUCCGAGUACGUUCAUGCGUGUGAUGAAUCAAGCCCUCCGACCGUUCAUUGGAAAAUUCGUCGUCGUGUACUUUGACGACAUACUCAUCUUCAGCUCUUCCGGCGACGAACACGAGACUCACCUCCGAUCCGUUUUAACUGUUCUCCGAAAUGAAAAAUUAUUCGCAGCCCGUCACAAGUGUGAAUUUGGAGUCAAGCAAGUUCUUUUUUUGGGUUACAUUAUUUCUGACAAAGGGUUAUCCGUAGAUGAAUCCAAGAUUGAAGCUGUUCGUUCUUGGCCAGUACCACGCACAGUGACGGAAGUACGCAGUUUUCACGGUCUCGCCUCCUUUUAUCGCCGUUUUGUCCACCAUUUCAGCAGCAUUGUCGCCCCUAUCACGGACUGCAUACGUGAUGGGAAGUUCUCAUGGACACCGGAGGCUGAUGAGGCGUUUACACUCAUCAAACACAAGCUCACGACAGCCCCCAUUUUGGUCCUUCCCGAUUUUUCCUUGACCUUUGAGCUACAUUGUGAUACCUCUAAGCUAGGAAUUGGCGCGGUGCUUAGUCAACAAAGCAGGCCGGUCGCAUAUUACAGCGAAAAAUUAUCGGGAGCACGUGGCCGCUAUAGCACUUACGACGUGGAGUUUUAUGCAAUUGUUCAAGCAAUCAAGCAUUGGAGACAUUAUUUGGUUCACCGCGACUUCGUUCUUUUCACGGAUCAUGAUGCACUGCGUCAUCUUGAUAGUCAAGCGAAGGUUUCAUCAAGACAUGCCUCCUGGAUCGCCUUCCUACAACAAUUCACUUUCUCCUUUGGACUUCGUGGAGGAACUUCAGCAAGUUCAUACGGAAGCUCAAGCCAAUUUGGAGGCUGCGGCGACCAAGACCGCUUUCCUCUCCGUGAAUACAAUAUGCUUAAGUCACAGAAAAUUGGUCCACUUGAAGUGGUGGAACGGAUUAACGCCAACGCGUAUCGUGUCAAGCUUCCUCCUCAUCUGCGAACAUCGGAUGUUUUUAAUGUGAAGUAUUUGUCUCCGUUUCGCGGCGACAACGACGCUCUUGGUUCGUGGUCGAACCCUCUCUCACCCGGAGGGACCUGA